CGCCUUCCCAUGGCGCGAGCCUUCAGCCGCUGGAGCGGGACGGGCAGCAUGUUACGGUUAUCGGUGUUCCGGCUGCUCGGACGCGCCGGAGCGCCUCAGGUCUUGCUCGCGGAGGCCUCUGGUCCGCGCCGCUACAGUUCGCUCCCCCUCUGCUCUCGAGACGAUGUGGGCGACAGGCGCGCCUACUUCACGACGCCUAUUUUCUACGUGAACGCAGCCCCGCACAUCGGACACCUGUACUCGGCGGUCCUGGCGGACGCCUUGUACCGCCACCGUCGCCUCCGAGUCCCCAGCGCCUCCGCCACGCGAUUCUCCACGGGCACCGACGAGCACGGUUUGAAGAUCCAGCAGGCGGCCGCCGCGGCGGGCCUCACCCCGGCCGAGCUGUGCGAACGAGUGUCGGCCCAGUAUCACCGGCUUUUCCGCCAGGCUGACAUCGCCUCCACCGACUUCAUCCGGACCACCGAGCCCCGACACCGGACGGCCGUGCAGCACUUUUGGGGUCUGCUGGAGGCCCGGGGCCUGCUCUACAAGGGGGUCUACGAAGGUUGGUACUGCGCGUCCGACGAGUGCUUCCUGCCGGAGGCCAAGGUCACCCGGCAGCCGGGCCUGUCCGGGGACUCGUGCCCCGUGUCGCUCGAGAGCGGCCACCCCGUCGCCUGGACCCAGGAAGAGAACUACAUUUUCAGGCUCUCGGCGUUUCGGGAGCCGCUCCAACGGUGGCUGCGGGACAACCCCCGGGCGAUCACCCCGGAGCCCUUCUAUCACUUAGUCCUUCAGUGGCUGGAGGAGGAGCUGACCGACCUGUCCGUCUCGAGGAAGAGAAGCAACCUGCACUGGGGCAUCCCGGUGCCUGGCGACGACUCGCAGACCAUCUACGUGUGGCUGGACGCCUUGGUCAACUACCUUACCGUCAUUGGCUACCCAGACGCCCAGUUCGAAUCUUGGUUGCCAGCCACCGUUCACAUCAUAGGCAAGGACAUCCUGAGAUUUCAUAGCAUCUACUGGCCUGCUUUCCUCCUAGGCGCCGGCCUGAGCCCGCCUCACCGCAUCUGUGUCCACUCUCACUGGACUGUCAGCGGCCAGAAGAUGUCUAAGAGCUUGGGCAACGUGGUGGAUCCCGGGACUUGCUUUGACCGCUAUACCGUGGAUGGUUUUCGGUACUUUCUCCUGCGGCAGGGUGUUCCCAACUGGGACUGUGAUUACUAUGAUGAAAAGGUGGUUAAGUUGUUAGAUUCCGAGCUGGCAGAUGCGUUGGGAGGCCUCUUGAACCGAUGCACUGCCACCAGAAUCAAUCCUUCUGGAACCUAUCCGGUCUUCUGCACCAACUCCUUUCCCAGCGAGCCUGGGCUGGUGGGACCUUUAGUGCGUGCUCAGGCAGAGGAUUAUGCUUUGGUGAGUGCAGUGGCCGCUUUGCCCAAGCAGGUUGCAGAGCACUAUGAUAACUUUCAGAUCUAUAAGGCCCUGGAGGCAGUGUCCAACUGUGUCCGGCAAACUAACGGCUUUGUCCAAAGGCAUGCACCGUGGAAGCUGAACUGGGAGAGCCCUGUGGAUGGCCCCUGGCUAAGUACUGUGCUUCAUGUGGCCUUGGAAUGUUUGCGAGUCUUUGGGACUUUGCUCCAGCCUGUCACUCCAAGCCUCGCUGACAAGCUGCUGUGCAGGUUGGGAGUCUCUGCCACAGAGAGGGGUCUUGGAGAACUCUGUUUCUUGCCUCGAUUUUAUGGACAUCCAUGCCCUUUUGAAGGGAGGAGACUGGGACCUGAAACUGGGCUUUUAUUUCCUAGACUGGACCAGUCCAGGACUUGGCUGAUGAAAGCCCAUAGGACCUAGAGACUCUAUCUUAAAUGACUUGUGGUUAAAAAAAAAAAAAAGCAAAUGUAUUACCAUUUUGCAUUUUUAGGAAAGUAAUUUUUCUUUUAACUGUUGCUUUAGUGAGCACAUAAACUGUGUCCCUGUGAGAAGAGGUUUGUAGCUUUUGAGGUGCCUACCUUGCAUUCCUCAGUUCUCUGUGCUCCUUAGCCAUUAUCCUUGCUCAUUCAGUCACUCAAGAGUCUCCAGGGCAAAGAUGGGUUAGAGACAAAUUUGCUGAUAUUUGUUCUCAUUGUGCCACUUCCUAAACUAGUUAUUUGUCUGGACUACCUCUCAUGAUUUUUUACUAGAGUAAAAAAUCUAGUAAUUUUUACUAGAUUUGCUGGCCAGAUUAGAGCCUGAGAGUUGGAGGCCCCUCUGCUGGCCAGAUUAGAGCCUGAGAGUUGGAGGCCCCUACCUCAGCUUUAUAGGGGAGCCUUAUUUUGUUAUUACAUUGAGUUUCCUAUUAAAAAGAUUAUCUUAUUAAACCUUUUGAAAACCAG
Messenger RNA from Sorex araneus (European shrew), 2351 nucleotides. It is a transcript of the gene MARS2, whose product is annotated as methionyl-tRNA synthetase 2, mitochondrial. Lineage: Eukaryota; Metazoa; Chordata; Mammalia; Eulipotyphla; Soricidae. Gene Ontology annotation, biological process: methionyl-tRNA aminoacylation. Gene Ontology annotation, molecular function: ATP binding; methionine-tRNA ligase activity. The record is from RefSeq and is a predicted model, not a curated record. The transcript has a single exon. Bases 10 to 1830 code for a protein of 606 amino acids.